CUUGGCUUCAAACUGUGGCUAAGCUGGUUUCAAGUGAGGCCAAUAGCAUCCCUAGAUUAUGUGUUCAGACUGGUCGAUCAGAAUGUAUAUCAAAAUUAGGUAAUUGUCACGUGCUCAAAGAAUUUUCUGUCAUUUCAAUUUACACAAUGCAGAAACGUCAACAGGGCUAUAUACAACUUUCAACUCCUGCAGAAGCUCUCGCUCAAAAGCCUUUGGUUAUAGAUCCGCAAACUGAACCUCAAGUCGGCGGAAGAACAAGAAUGAAAUCGAAACAGCCCAAUAGAACCACAAAGACUUCUCAAAAAUUAAAACUUUUCCCUGAAGAUCAAGCAACUUCUACUACUGUUGAUGAGACAAGUGAUGGGAGAUAUAAUCAGAUUGGUCAAAUUUCACAAGGAACUGCUAGAAGAGAAGCAGAAAGACUUAGUAAACAAGAGCGACUUAAACUUCCACGGGUUACUGCUUAUUGCACAGCAGC
Messenger RNA from Dentiscutata heterogama, 478 nucleotides. The record is from the annotation of a GenBank genome assembly. NCBI's taxonomy places the organism in Eukaryota, Fungi, Glomeromycota, Glomeromycetes, Diversisporales, Gigasporaceae.